AUGGGAUUCCGUCUCCGGAAAGUGAACAGAUCUCUCAGAAGCUACAUCACUCGGACUCAACCGAAAAUCCGUUUAUACAAUUUUCAAUUCAUGAUGUCUGCAACGUGUUUCGCGUUACAUCUAGACGAGAAGUCAGAAAACCCAGAACAAACUCGUACUAUAAUCAGAUUGGGACAUUACAAAAGAGGUGUUGAGGAUAUGGAACGUUUUCUUCGCGAGCUGUGUGAAAUCUUGCGAUACGUCAAAACAGAAAUUGACUUAUUCCAAGUGGAGUACGGAUAUGACUGUUUUAAAAACAAUAAAAUGUUCGAGCGACUGGGAAUCAAACUCAGGAGAAGAAAACAACAAUUAAAAGUUGCUAGCGUGACUUUACGUCAUGCUGAUAUGCUUCCAUUCAAAAUUAUUCUUCCAAUUAUGAAACCAGAAUCUUUGAAAAAAAUUAAAUUCAAAUAUUUUGGAGGCAACGGGAGAAUACGAUUUGGAGGCAACGGAAGAGUACAAAAUUACGUUUCGCCGCAAGCAUUCGCAGUUUCUGAAUUGGAUCAGUGGAAAAAAGCCGAUAAAUUAGAAAUUGACGAGGCCUACAUUCUUGAAUCAAUUUUGCUAUUCUGCAGUAUUUCCACAGCUUGCUGCUGUCUAUAUUCUGUGCCAGCGGGUGAUCUUAUCCAACAAAAAGAGAGUUUCAUUGGAGACUCCACAAAAAACAAGUUCACGAUUUAUUAUAAAGUGUUCCCCGAAGAAGAAUUUUUUGUGACAACUGUAGGACCUUGGAUAGUAUCAAAGCUAAACACUAUGGAUGUCUACUACCGGACGGAAAUUCGUGAUGAGGUUGUCGUGAUUCGUCGCCUUCCACGAUACGGCAGUCUGAUUUUUGCCCGGGUCAAUAGAUCAGAUGUUCCCCUUGCAUCCAUUAUAAAGUAUUGA
Caenorhabditis briggsae is the source of this 924-nucleotide messenger RNA. The coding region runs from base 1 to 924 and encodes 307 amino acids. NCBI's taxonomy places the organism in Eukaryota, Metazoa, Nematoda, Chromadorea, Rhabditida, Rhabditidae. The transcript is spliced from 3 exons. The record is from RefSeq and is a predicted model, not a curated record.